Molecule: messenger RNA, 455 nt
Organism: Funneliformis caledonium
Lineage: Eukaryota; Fungi; Glomeromycota; Glomeromycetes; Glomerales; Glomeraceae
Source: the annotation of a GenBank genome assembly
ACAAAGUGACUGUAAUAAGAAGCUUCAACAAACAAAUACAGCAAAUAAAAGAAUAUGAAACAGAAGUGGAAAUAAAAAAUGCGAUACGUCUUGAAAAUCAACUCAAGACUACGUCUCCACUACUACAGCUACCCAUAGAACUACGUCUUCGCAUAGUUAUGGACUACAUCUCCGCUAAAGGGGGUCGUAUAGAUAACUUUUGGACAAAGUCUUUACCUAGAUUGAAACAUCGUAAUAUUGCAGAGAUCUAUCCAUCAGAACGAUAUGUAGAAGAUGAACCAUCAGGUUCAGAUGAGAAAGUUUCUCCUGCUCUUCCUAACUGUUGGAAUAAUUCUUUGGAUGAUCAUAAUGAGUCAAAUAGCUAUGAUAAGUUGGAUAUAGUAAUAGGGAUACACAAAGACGAUGAUGAAAAUCCUUUCAUAAUAAAGAACGGAAAAGGAUCAAGAAAUAAUAAG